This is a messenger RNA of Thermothielavioides terrestris NRRL 8126, 1893 nucleotides long. RefSeq lists its product as uncharacterized. The record is from RefSeq and is a predicted model, not a curated record. The transcript is spliced from 3 exons. Bases 97 to 1740 code for a protein of 547 amino acids. NCBI's taxonomy places the organism in Eukaryota, Fungi, Ascomycota, Sordariomycetes, Sordariales, Chaetomiaceae. Gene Ontology annotation, molecular function: oxidoreductase activity, acting on the CH-CH group of donors; flavin adenine dinucleotide binding.
CCCCAAGUGCGGUUCUCAUCCUUCUCUCUGCUUCGUCUUGUCGCUUACCUUCUCGUCAUCCCUGCGUAACAACAUCUUUUACACCCCACCGCCGCCAUGUCCAAGACAUUUACCCAGAGCGACGUCGCGUCGAACAACAAGCCCGAAUCCCUAUGGAUCGUGAUCGACGGCGACGUGUACGAUCUGACCAAGUUCCAAGAUGACCAUCCGGGCGGCAAGAAGAUCCUCCAGAGAGUGGCGGGCAAGGAUGCGUCGAAGCAGUUCUGGAAGUACCACAACGAGGGCAUCCUCAAGAAGUACAAGAAGCAGCUGCAAAUCGGCUCGCUAGACACCAAGCCGAAGCCGCCCGCCGCUGCCCCUGCCCCGGCGCCCGCCCCCGCCAAGAAAGAGGCCCCCAAGCCCAAGGCGGCGGCGGCUGUUGCUCCGUCCGAGCAGCCUGCCGAGGCCCUCGAGCCGUUUGGCGACCAGAUUCCCUUCUCCGACCCGAGCUGGUACCAGGGUUAUCACUCGCCCUACUUCAACGAGACGCACGCGGCCCUCCGCGCCGAGGUGCGCGAGUGGAUCGAGACCGAGAUCGAGCCGCACGUCACCGAGUGGGACGAGAAGAAGGAGGUGCCGCCCGAGGUGUACAAGGAGAUGGGCCGGCGCGGCUACCUGGCCGGGCUGCUGGGCACGCGCUAUCAGAAGGAAUACGUGCAGGGCGACGGCGUGCGGUCGGUGCCGCCCGAGAAGUGGGACCUCUUCCACGAGAUGCUGCUCACGGACGAGCUCAGCCGCGUCGGCUCGGGCGGCUUCGUCUGGAACGUCAUCGGCGGCUUCGGCAUCGGCUGCCCGCCGCUGGUCAAGUUCGGCAAGAAAUCGCUGGUCGACCGCAUCCUGCCGGGCAUCCUCGCCGGCGACAAGCGCAUCUGCCUGGCCAUCACGGAGCCCGACGCCGGCAGCGACGUGGCCAACCUGACGUGCGAGGCGCGCCUGAGCGACGACGGCAAGCACUACAUCGUCAACGGCGAGAAGAAGUGGAUCACCAACGGUAUCUGGUGCGACUACUUCACCACGGCCGUGCGCACGGGCGGGCCCGGCAUGAACGGCGUGUCGCUGCUGCUGAUCGAGCGCGACUUUGGCGGCGUGUCGACGCGCCGCAUGGACUGCCAGGGCGUGUGGUCGAGCGGCACGACCUACAUCACGUUCGAGGACGUCAAGGUGCCGGUCGAGAACCUGAUCGGCAAGGAGAACCAGGGCUUCCGGGUCAUCAUGACCAACUUCAACCACGAGCGCAUCGGCAUCAUCAUCCAGUGCCUGCGCUUCUCGCGCGUCUGCUUCGAGGAGUCGGUCCGGUACGCCAACAAGCGGCGCACCUUCGGCAAGAAGCUGAUCGAGCACCCGGUCAUCCGGCUCAAGCUGGCGCACAUGGCGCGCCAGAUCGAGGCGAGCUACAACUGGCUCGAGAACCUCAUCUACCAGUGCCAGCGCAUGGGCGAGACCGAGGCGAUGCUGCGCCUGGGCGGGCCCAUCGCCUCGCUCAAGGCCCAGGCGACCGUCACGUUCGAGUUCUGCGCCCGCGAGGCCGCCCAGAUCUUCGGCGGCCUGUCCUACUCGCGCGGCGGCCAGGGCGCCAAGGUCGAGCGCCUCUACCGCGACGUCCGCGCCUACGCCAUCCCCGGCGGCAGCGAGGAGAUCAUGCUCGACCUGAGCAUACGCCAGAGCAUGCGCGUCGCCAAGAUGCUGGGCAUGAAGCUGUAGAGUGUAGUAUGUACGAGGGAGGGGAAAUCUACCUUGGAAAAGACAACGCGAAAAGAUAGGGUAGGGGGAUUUCUGGGUCUAGUCUGGAGUUUGGUUACCUUUUUUUGUUUCUGUAGUAAUCUGGACAUACACCCGACAGCCGAACGGCCGGUG